CAUGCCCUGCCCCUGCGCCCGCCGCCGCCGCCGCCGCUCAGGCCGGCGCGCUCUGGAGGCUCCUGCGCCGCGGCGCUCCCGGGCCCCGCCGCCGCCAGCCGCCCCGCCGCCCUCCUCCCGCCCCCGGCACCGCCGCCAGCGCCCCCGCCGCAGCGCCCGCGGCCCGGCUCCACUCACUUCGGGGAAGGGGAGGGAGGAGGGGGACGAGGGCCCUGGCGGGUUUGGAGGGGCUGAACAUCGCGGGGUGUUCUGGUGUCCCCCGCCCCGCCUCUCCAAAAAGCUACACCGACGCGGACCGCGGCGGCGUCCUCCCUCGCCCUCGCUUCACCUCGCGGGCUCCGAAUGCGGGGAGCUCGGAUGUCCGGUUUCCUGUGAGGCUUUUACCUGACACCCGCCGCCUUUCCCCGGCACUGGCUGGGAGGGCGCCCUGCAAAGUUGAGAACGCGGAGCCCCGGACCCGCUCCCGCCGCCUCCGGCUCGCCCAGGGGGGUCGCCGGGAGGAGCCCGGGGGAGAGGGACCAGGAGGGGCCCGCGGCCUCGCAGGGGCGCCCGCGCCCCCACCCCUGCCCCCGCCAGCGGACCGGUCCCCCACCCCCGGUCCUUCCACCAUGCACUUGCUGGGCUUCUUCUCUGUGGCGUGUUCUCUGCUUGCCGCUGCGCUGCUCCCGGGUCCUCGCGAGGCGCCCGCCGCCGCCGCCUUCGAGUCCGGACUCGACCUCUCGGACGCGGAGCCCGAAGCGGGCGAGGCCACGGCUUAUGCAAGCAAAGAUCUGGAGGAGCAGUUACGGUCUGUGUCCAGUGUAGAUGAACUCAUGACUGUACUCUACCCAGAAUAUUGGAAAAUGUACAAGUGUCAGCUAAGGAAAGGAGGCUGGCAACAUAACAGAGAACAGGCCAACCUCAACUCAAGGACAGAAGAGACUAUAAAAUUUGCUGCAGCACAUUAUAAUACAGAGAUCUUGAAAAGUAUUGAUAAUGAGUGGAGAAAGACUCAAUGCAUGCCACGGGAGGUGUGUAUAGAUGUGGGGAAGGAGUUUGGAGUCGCGACAAACACCUUCUUUAAACCUCCAUGUGUGUCCGUCUACAGAUGUGGGGGUUGCUGCAACAGUGAGGGGCUGCAGUGCAUGAACACCAGCACGAGCUACCUCAGCAAGACGUUAUUUGAAAUUACAGUGCCUCUCUCUCAAGGCCCCAAACCAGUAACAAUCAGUUUUGCCAAUCACACUUCCUGCCGAUGCAUGUCUAAACUGGAUGUUUACAGACAAGUUCAUUCCAUUAUUAGACGUUCCCUGCCAGCAACACUACCACAGUGUCAGGCAGCGAACAAGACCUGCCCCACCAAUUACAUGUGGAAUAAUCACAUCUGCAGAUGCCUGGCUCAGGAAGAUUUUAUGUUUUCCUCGGAUGCUGGAGAUGACUCAAAAGAUGGAUUCCAUGACAUCUGUGGACCAAACAAGGAGCUGGAUGAAGAGACCUGUCAGUGUGUCUGCAGAGCGGGGCUUCGGCCUGCCAGCUGUGGACCCCACAAAGAACUAGACAGAAUCUCAUGCCAGUGCGUCUGUAAAAACAAACUCUUCCCCAGCCAAUGUGGGGCCAACCGAGAAUUUGAUGAAAACACAUGCCAGUGUGUAUGUAAAAGAACCUGCCCCAGAAAUCAACCCCUAAAUCCUGGAAAAUGUGCCUGUGAAUGUACAGAAAGUCCACAGAAAUGCUUGUUAAAAGGAAAGAAGUUCCACCACCAAACAUGCAGCUGUUACAGACGGCCAUGUACGAACCGCCAGAAGGCUUGUGAGCCAGGAUUUUCAUAUAGUGAAGAAGUGUGUCGUUGUGUCCCUUCAUAUUGGAAAAGACCACAAAUGAGCUAAGACUGUACUGUUUUCCAGUUCAUCGAUUUUCUAUUAUGGAAAACUGUGUUGCCACAGUAAAACUGUCUGUGAACAGAGAGACCCUUGUGGGUCCAUGCUAACAAAGACAAAAGUCUGUCUUUCCUGAACCAUGUGGAUAACUUUACAGAAAUGGACUGGAGCUCAUCUGCAAAAGGCCCCUUGUAAAGACUGGUUUUCUGCCAAUGACCAAACAGCCAAGAUUUUUAUCUUGUGAUUUCUUUAAAAGAAUGACUAUAUAAUUUAUUUCCACUAAAAAUAUUGUUUCUGCAUUCAUUUUUAUAGCAACAACAAUUGGUAAAACUCACUGUGAUCAAUAUUUUUAUAUCAUGCAAAAAUAUGUUUAAAAUAAAAUGAAAAUUGUAUUAUAAGCUGCUAAGUUCAGUCCAUUAUCAUCUUACAUGAUGAACGAAAACUACUAUCAUGAAGACACUGAUGUUUCUCUGCCCUUUUUUGUUCUCUAACCAGAUGUCACAUACGUAUUACUAUGAUAAAAAGUAUGAUCCUGUGAAAGAGAGUGUCAGAGGACAACAGAAUGCUAUUGCUUCAUCUCUUAUAUGUUUAAUGAUUAUAAACAUUUUAGUACAUGAUA
Messenger RNA from Gorilla gorilla gorilla (western lowland gorilla), 2475 nucleotides. It is a transcript of the gene VEGFC, whose product is annotated as vascular endothelial growth factor C. The record is from RefSeq and is a predicted model, not a curated record. Gene Ontology annotation, molecular function: chemoattractant activity; growth factor activity; vascular endothelial growth factor receptor 3 binding. NCBI's taxonomy places the organism in Eukaryota, Metazoa, Chordata, Mammalia, Primates, Hominidae. The transcript has 7 exons. Gene Ontology annotation, cellular component: membrane. Gene Ontology annotation, biological process: response to hypoxia; positive regulation of angiogenesis; sprouting angiogenesis. Bases 609 to 1865 code for a protein of 418 amino acids.